Parathielavia appendiculata is the source of this 1580-nucleotide messenger RNA. RefSeq names its product ketol-acid reductoisomerase. Gene Ontology annotation, cellular component: mitochondrion. Bases 132 to 1349 code for a protein of 405 amino acids. The record is from RefSeq and is a predicted model, not a curated record. Gene Ontology annotation, biological process: L-valine biosynthetic process. The transcript is spliced from 5 exons. Gene Ontology annotation, molecular function: ketol-acid reductoisomerase activity. NCBI's taxonomy places the organism in Eukaryota, Fungi, Ascomycota, Sordariomycetes, Sordariales, Chaetomiaceae.
CGGCAGCGAAACGGAGACGGUGAAAAGCACAAAAGCUAUUUUCUGUCCACAUCAACCUUCCCCCUACCUCCAUUCCUUCCCAUAUCCCCCCGUCCCAAUCCCCACUCCCGCAACCGAAAUUCCAUUUCACAAUGGCCUCCCGCAGCUUUUCCAGGGCUCUGCGCUCCCCAAUGGCGCGCCAAUUGGCGUCGCCCGCUGUCCAGAAGCGCACCUUCGUCGCCGCUGCUGGCCUGGUGCGUGCGUCGGCCGUCGCUGCCCGCGCCGCCACCGCUGCGCCUGCCCAGCAGCAGGUGCGCGGUGUCAAGACCAUCGACUUUGCUGGUUCAAAAGAGGAGGUCUAUGAGCGUGCCGAUUGGCCUCAGGAGAAGCUUUUGGAGUAUUUCAAGAACGACACCCUCGCCCUUAUCGGCUACGGCUCGCAGGGCCACGGCCAGGGCCUCAACCUCCGCGACAACGGCCUCAACGUCAUCAUUGGUGUGCGCAAGAACGGCAAGUCGUGGCAAGAUGCCGUCCAGGACGGCUGGGUUCCCGGCAAAAACCUCUUUGAGGUCGACGAGGCCAUCUCGAAGGGCACCAUCAUCAUGAACCUGCUCAGCGACGCCGCCCAGAGCGAAACGUGGCCCGCCAUCAAGCCCCAGAUCACCAAGGGCAAGACCCUCUACUUCUCGCACGGCUUCUCGCCUGUGUUCAAGGACCUCACCAAGGUUGACGUUCCCACCGACGUCGAUGUCAUCCUCUGCGCCCCCAAGGGCUCGGGCCGCACCGUGCGCUCCCUCUUCCGCGAAGGCCGCGGCAUCAACUCGUCGUUCGCUGUCUACCAGGACGUGACGGGCAAGGCCAAGGAGAAGGCCAUCGCCAUGGGUGUGGCCAUUGGCUCGGGCUACCUGUACGAGACGACGUUCGAGAAGGAGGUCUACUCGGAUCUGUACGGCGAGCGGGGCUGCCUGAUGGGCGGCAUUCACGGCAUGUUCCUGGCGCAGUACGAGGUGCUCCGCGAGCGCGGCCACAGCCCCAGCGAGGCCUUCAACGAGACGGUCGAGGAGGCGACGCAGUCGCUGUACCCGCUGAUUGGCGCCAACGGCAUGGACUGGAUGUUCGAGGCCUGCUCGACCACGGCCCGCCGCGGCGCCAUCGACUGGACCCCGCGGUUCAAGGACGCGCUCAAGCCCGUCUUCAACCAGCUGUACGACUCGGUCAAGACCGGCGAGGAGACCAAGCGCUCGCUCGAGUACAACUCGCAGCCCGACUACCGCGAGCGGUACGAGAAGGAGAUGGAGGAGAUUCGCAACCUGGAGAUCUGGCGGGCGGGCAAGGCCGUUCGUGCUCUCCGCCCUGAGAACCAGAAGUAAACGGUCGGCGUUGGACGGUGUCUUUUUCUGCUCCGAAACAGUAUGAAUACUCUGGCUUAUGGAACGGUUGGGCCGCGCGGCCUGCCGGGGACGGGAUACCUCGGGCAAGGAACUCAAAAAGCCUUGAUCUGCACUGGAAUUGCUUUAUAAUGGGGGGUUCAGCUGUAAACUGUACAUAUACUCUAGCUGACGGCGAUAUUUGAUUUCUGAGCUCGUCUUCCUUUCCCUUGU